Salvelinus sp. IW2-2015 is the source of this 1281-nucleotide messenger RNA. NCBI's taxonomy places the organism in Eukaryota, Metazoa, Chordata, Actinopteri, Salmoniformes, Salmonidae. The record is from RefSeq and is a predicted model, not a curated record.
GUUCACACUCCCCCUGCGGAAGAGAGGAAGAAGAGCAAGGAGCAGGGAUCAACCGCACACAGCCAGGAGACAGAUGGAGAGGAGGGGGUGACAUUGUCUGAAGCCAGUGACAAGGAAGACGAUGAUGAUGAUGACGAUGGUGGGUUUUUGCUGACGGAGAUGGGAGUGCAGGAUAAGAUUAAGAAACCAGACAACAUCUCCAUCAAACUGCACAAAGAGCGCAACUCGGGUUGUUUAGACCACAAGCCAGAGUCUGUAGUCUGUGUGUCGGGAACGCACACCUUCACUCUCAUCAACUUCCUCAUCAACUGUAAGAGCCUGGUGGCAGGGGCUGGAUCACAGGCAGGCCUGCCCCCCACCCUACUGGCCCCUACAGCCUUCAGAGGAGCUACGCUACACUCACUCAAGGCGCGUAGUGUGAACGUGAAGACCCAGGUGGUCUGGUACCAGGAUGUGUGCAGUCUAGAGGUGACGGGACCCAUAAUGGCUCAUUCUCUCCACGCCCUGACCCGCCUGCUUCGGCCUGCUCAGAGAGGAGGUUUCAGCACCGCACUCUACACACACGAACCCACUGCAGUCCUCAACACGCACACCACCACCAGGGAACAGGCUGAGCAGGCUGUAGAGCUGGAUGGAUGUGGUCUUCAUCCCAGCACCAUCCAGCAGCUCCGGGAGCCCUCUACCUUGGGGAAGUCUCCCAUCAGACAGCUCCACUUGAACAACUACUCCUACACAUGGAAGUCCUGAGAGCAGCUCACCCUGCCUCUAUCAGACUGCCCAGAGAGCACUGCUAGGUUACGUCCCAAAUUGCACCCUUUUCUCUUUAUAGUGAAAUGCUUUUGACCGGAGCCCAAUAAAGUAGAGCACUAUAUUGGAAAUAGGGUGCCAUUUGGGACACAGCCUAGAUGCCUUAGGUGGACCGUACCAUUCCUACACUGCCGUAUACUUACUGUCCAUAUCUGUCUGAAUAKCCUGUCCACAAACUCCAGGUAUGCUGGCAAUUGUAGUUUUGCUAAUCCCCUGUUCCCUGGACUACAACCCAAUGACUGAUGGGAAAUGGAGUUCUUGGACAUGUAAAAUUCCUGUAUUUGCCAUAAUGAGUUGGAUUUGGCUAAAACAGACUUGUGAUUGAUUUUAGACCCUGCCCUAAGAUGUUUUUGUCUUGAACCAUUUUUWAUUUCUGUUUUAAGAGCUUUUAUUUCAACAUAAUUGUUUUAURUUAAUGACAUUAUAUCUCUGUACUGGUGCCAUUUUAUUGGAUUAAAUUCAUUUGUCACGUGA